Molecule: messenger RNA, 2554 nt
Organism: Pecten maximus
Lineage: Eukaryota; Metazoa; Mollusca; Bivalvia; Pectinida; Pectinidae
Product: sodium- and chloride-dependent glycine transporter 2-like
Exons: 13
Coding region: 122-1984 (620 amino acids)
Biological process (GO): sodium ion transmembrane transport
Cellular component (GO): membrane
Source: RefSeq, a predicted model, not a curated record
AUCAGAUAACAAUGGCUUUUAAAUUUAUGACAGAACUGAAGUAGUAGACAAACUGUCCGUUAAAAAUCAGUCCAUGCGUAGUAAUUACGUGGAGUGAACAUUGUUCCGGUCAGUACAAAGCAUGGCUAACGAGAAGGAGGAGGUUGUGGAAAUAGGGCUGUUGGGAGACAAGAAAAUCAACAAUGAUGUGUCAUCAAAGCGAGAAGUUUUCAGUCGGAAGAUUGAAUAUAUGUUAGCUUUGAUUGGAUAUACGAUCGGGCUAGGAAAUGUCUGGAGGUUCCCGUAUCUAUGUAUGAGGAACGGGGGAGGUGCGUUCCUGGUCCCGUUUGUAAUUUGCAUGGUGAUAUGUGGACUUCCUUUGUAUUACCUUGAGCUUUCGCUAGCACAAUUUGCCGGAAAAAGCACACUCGUUGUGUGGGAAAUAUGUCCCCUCCUUAGAGGUCUUGGAUUUUGCAUGUGCUGUAUUUCAUUCAUAUGCACGUGGUACUCCGGUCUCAUAAUGGCCUGGACUCUUUGUUAUCUUUUCUACUCCUUCUUCCCCACACUACCAUGGUCAACGUGCGAUAAUUCCUGGAAUACGGACAUGUGCGUCACAUUGAGGACAAAGAUCACCGAGAUACCCCACAAUGUGUCAACCCUUGACAACAUAACAUAUUCAGAAAACAACUUAUCUAUGACCGCGUCGGAAACGGUCACAACCAUGGGCUUCUACCCAACGGCAGCAAAUGAGUUCUGGAGAUACCAGAUCCUGAAUGCGUCUAGCGGCCUUGAAGACUGGGGUAUGCCACAAUGGCAUAUCGUCCUGGCACUUUUUCUCAGCUUUGCCGUUACGUUCCUUUGUAUCAUAAAGGGUGUUAAGUCUGUUGGAAAGGUUGUGUACGUAACCGCCUUCAUGCCAUACUUACUGCUAGCAGUAAUUCUCAUCAGGAGCCUCACUCUGGAGGGUUCCUUCGAUGGCAUCAUUUAUUUCAUCAAACCCGACUUCCAAAAACUGUCUGAAUUCCAGGUAUGGUUUGAGGCGGCGGUUCAGGCAUUUUUCUCACUCGGUCCGGCAUGGGGAGGUGUUCUCACCAUGGCUAGCUUCAGUGACUUUAAAAAUAAGACGUUUCACGAUUCACUGGUGAUCGUCGUAGUAGAUAUAUUGACGGCUUUCUUCUGCGGAUUUGUAGUUUUCUCUAUUGUUGGUUUCCUGGCCCGGGAAGCAAAUCUGACCAUCAAUGAAGUGGCCGAGUCAGGUCCUGGUCUGGUAUUUCUGGCCUACCCAGAAGCCUUAGCGAGACUUCCGUUACCACAGCUGUGGUCCGUACUCUUCUUUAUUAUGGUGUUUUAUGUUGGAUUGGACACAGAGUUUGCUCAAGUGGAAACACUAACAAGUGGACUAAAAGACAUGUUUCCAAAGACUCUUGGAGAACGGAAAUACCAUGUACUUCUGGCAGUGUUUACUGUGUAUUUCAUCACUAGUUUGAUUCUCGCCACACAGGCGGGAGUCUACAUAUUUCAGUUGAUUGACUGGUAUGCGUCCGUAUUUUCUAUCUUCUUCAUUUCCCUCCUGGAGUGUAUCAUAAUAGGAUGGAUAUACGGUGCUGAGAGAUUCAGUCGUGAUGUGGAGAUAAUGACAGGCUCGGCAGUUCCCGUGAUUGUCCGGAUAUCCUGGUGUUUGAUCACUCCCGUCAUCAUGUUUGUCCUGAUCAUCGUGGCGUUAAUGAAGUACGAGGAACCGACGUACAAAGGAUAUGUAUAUCCAUCUUAUACAAGUGUACUGGGAACCUUCAUCUGUCUGGCAUCCGUAGUUCCGCUUCCCGUGGUCAUGUGCCUCGACAUCAUCAGAACGCCUGGCUCCUUCACGCAGAGAAUGAAGCGGUUGAUUCAUCCACCUGCAGCAUGGGGACCAAAAGAUGAAAAGACGAGACAAACCUACAAAAUGUAUAAAUAUAGUUAUAGCAUUUAUCGGAAUAUCAAGGCAAAUCUUCUUGGAACGAAGUGACGUUAUUUUCAAUGGAUAUUUUUGAUAUAAUUUAAUCUUGCUUGUAUCAAGCAUUUUCAUUGCUUAAGAUAUUUUUAUAAAAAACUAAUCACCCCAUAACGUAAAACUAACGUCGCCGUUUGUAACGUCGUUUUUGAUUGGCUGAUACAGCGGCUUAAUAAUUUCUAAGAAAGAGAGUCCAUCAAUACAAAUAGAUCUCUGCAGGGAUUGUGUAUAGUUUUUAAAUUUAAAGGAUUAACUUGAAAAUGUUUGGGUUUUUCUUCUUCUUUUAUUAGUUGAAGCGUUAUUACAUAACAAAGAGCUUUAUCUAGUGUACAAUUCGAUUUUGGGUUAUAUAUUAAGGCAUAAAAUAUAUUCAACUUCAUCCUUAACCAUUUAGCAAUGUCUUUUCUCAAAUAAAACAUGUUCUUAUUAAAUACAUUUUACUUAUAAAAGCUUUCAAAGGCUAUAUCAGGAUUGUACAAAAAUUUCAUCAUGAACACAAGCAAAUGGAUAUUGAUAAAUCCACAUUCAAAGUUCUUACUUCAUUUGUGAUAUCGUAUGUAUGUGGUUGUGUGGCAUUGCUGGAGU